AUGGCGUCGUCGUCAACUUCGCGCGUCAUGCCGCCUCCGCCGCCGCUGCUCCUGACGAAGCGGGUGACGGCGUUCCUGCGCGCCAACCUGUCGGCGCACAUCCGCGCGGCGGCCCUCACGACGCCGGCCGGCAACCUGCUCGCACAUGCCAGCAACCUGCCCGCCAGCGCCCUGCGCCGCCAGUGCGCCGUGGCAGCCUCCCUGUGGGCCCUGCACGCGCCCGCCAUCGCCGCCCGCAGCAGCAGCAGCACCACGCUCAACAGCACCGCCAGCACGUUCGGCGACGCUGUCGAGUCCGCGCUGCCCCUGCCGCCGCCGCCGCACCCGCACCCGCCGCUUUCCCCUUCGUCGUUUUCGACCGACGGCUUCCACACCCCAAGAGGAGGCAGCGCAAGCAGCAGCAGAGGCGGGGGAGGCGGAGGGGGAGCAGCCCCGGCGGUGACGGUGCAGCUCGACAGCGGCGCCGUGUUCGUGAUACGGCGCCUGCGUUGCGGGAUGCUGUUCAUCUGCAUGGGCGGCCCCAUUGGGCCCGAGAGCGCCCGCAGCAGCAGCAAGAGCCAAGGCGCGAACAGUAGCGGGAGUGCAGGCACAUCAACUACGGCGGCAGCGGCAGCAAUUACAGAAAUAGCAACGGCAGCAGAAGGUGGCGGCGCAGGCGACAGCGAGACUACUGAUGGCGCCGCGGCAGCCCACAGUCAGAGCCACAGCGCUUUAGCGACGCCAGCAUUACCACCCGCGCCAGCAACCGCAGUGCCAUCAGCAACAGUGCCUGAGACAUCUCCACGGCCGGGGCCUACUUCGGACGGGGAGAUAGAGAACGGGCCGGGCGGCUCUGGAACACCACCGACGGCAGCGGGAGGCGCCUCGGCAGCAACGACCGCAGGCGCGGGGAACCUAUCAUCAUCAUCAUCAUCAGCAGCAGCAAGCGGCGGCGGAGGUGCGCUGUCACCGGCCAACGUGCUGGCGAUGCGGCGGCAGGUGGGCGAGCUGGGGCGGUGGUUGGACGCGCGGCUGGGCACGCUGUACGUGCCCGAAGAAGGCAUCGGCAUUGUCCCCGGCGGCGGGGGUUUCGGGGGCGAGAAGCAUAAUUCUUUUAUUUACUAA
Molecule: messenger RNA, 1104 nt
Organism: Lasiosphaeria miniovina
Lineage: Eukaryota; Fungi; Ascomycota; Sordariomycetes; Sordariales; Lasiosphaeriaceae
Exons: 1
Coding region: 1-1104 (367 amino acids)
Source: RefSeq, a predicted model, not a curated record